AAGAGGACGCGCGCGCCGCGACGCGCAAGGAUUUUCCCCCGAGCGGCGUCGUCGUCGUAUUCGAGUAACAGAGCCCGCGCCGAGACACAGAUGAAGCUGCAGCUGCGCUGCGUGGCGGUGGCAGUCAGCGUGCUGGCCACGCUCGCCUCGCCCGCCAUCAACGAGGUGCGGCAGCCGUCCAGCCGCCCGGGUCGCUUCCUGUCGCUGCCCGUGCCCAACAAGUGCGCGCAGAGGCCGAAGGAGUUCUUCUACCGCGGCCACAACUACUUCUUCAGCGGCCACCACCCGCAGUACCGCAACUCCCGCCUCGACUGGCUGGACGCGAGGAACGUGUGUCGCGAGUACUGCAUGGACCUCAUGACCAUGGAGACGCAGGAGGAGAACAACAUCGCCUUCAACCUGCUGCAGCAAGGUGACGUGCCGUACAUCUGGACGAGCGGCCGCCUGUGCGACUUCAAGGGCUGCGAGGGCCGCCGCGACCUGGAGCCCAAGAACCUGUACGGCUGGUUCUGGUCGACGACGCGCCAGAAGAUGUCGCCCACCAACCAGGUGCCCGCCGGCUUCAACUUCAACCCGUGGAGCCAGACGGGCCACAAGAAGCAGCGCCAGCCCGACAACGCCGAGUUCGACAUCAACGGCACCAACGAGUCGUGCUUGGCCGUGCUGAACAACGUGUACGGGGACGGCAUCGCCUGGCACGACGUGGCCUGCUACCACGAGAAGCCGUUCAUCUGCGAGGACAGCGACGAGCUGCUCAACUACGUCAGUUCCACGAACCGCAAUCUCCGCCUCUAGGCUCCGCCCACCGCCUCCCCCUCCCCACCACCCCUUUCCCCACUACCAUCAGCCCACUAUUUAUUGGCGGUCGCUCCGCGUCAACCCGGUCUAUGCAGCACGUAUCAUCACAGAAACAUUUCACAAAUGUAACCUACAUAAUUCGAAACAUUGAAACGUUCCUGCAACAUAUCAGAAACAUUUUUUAGAGCCAUGGAGCUGAUUAUUAUAAUUCAGCUCAUACGACUACCAAGAACUAGCCAUUCAACACUGAGAAGUGACUACGAGAUUCAAAACUUCCUGUGAAAAAAAUGGUGUUAGUUUUGAUCGGCGUAAUUUACAUAAAAGUAAAGUACAGUUUUCCCCUCAAAAAUGAAGUAUUUGGGUUUCAUAUUAUUUUCUAUUUUCAUAUUAUUUUAGUGUUUUACUGGUUAAUAUAAAGAUUUGCUAACUAUAAAAUUAGAACGUUGUCUUUUAAAGCACUGAGAAUGCCACUACGACUUCCAAGGCUUUCAUAACUCGUUGUAGGACGGGCUUAACAUAGAAUAACCUCUAAUCUGAAAGACUUAAGUGGUUGCCAGGAGCUUUAUUGGACGCCUCCGCAUGCUAUACUUGGUGCUUUACCAUCUUAUCCCCACCAAUUUUUACCAAGUACAUGUCCUGAGAAAAUAAUUUCAAUUUUUUUUUCAGCAGUAAUCCUUUUUUUUCCAAAUCCCCAACACAAUUGUCUUUUUUUUUUUCCUGAAUUUUGCUACGAGAAAUGAUGGUGUAAACAAAUGUAGUGAAAAAUUGUUUCUUUUUAUAAGCUAGUAUGACUAUGACUGAAUAAAGGCUGAGUGAUAAAUAUUUACUGUAGACUUAACAUUGUAAGGAUCGUUUUUAAUCAAUAAAUCUUUACUUGUAAGUUACAAUUAUAUUCAUGUGUAUAAAUGACACAGUGAUGAAGAUUUGAUCUCGUUAUCCAACCCAUCAAGAUUUGAAACUUCCUACAUGUUUUCAAAUGAAACUCUGUUUUAUUAUUAGUGGGAAAAAAUCUUUUCAACCAUACCAACAAUUUGUAAUCAUAUUUUGUGUCAAAUGCCAGUAUUUUAUUAUGUGAUGUAAACAAUAAAGUGUGAUUUCCAUACUUAAAUAUGAGAAUUGUAUUUAUUGAAUGGUUAUACAGUCUGGAAACUUGUCUUGAACAACACAAAAAAAAAUCCCGUUCAGCACAGCCUACCGUCGCAGGUAUAUUUCGAAAUACUUAUUUAUUUUGGAAUGUUCUAAAGACUUCCAAAGCAUUUUAGAAACUUAUGAAACAUCAUAAAAAACAUUCUACAUGUCAAACAUUUUUGUACAACACAAGCAGCUUAAAUGUUUAACAUGUUUGCUAUGUAUCCAGCAACUUCUUACAAUUUCUAGAUUAUUCUCAAUAAGAUUGUCAUAGCCAUGAGUUUGAAACUGUCCCGGCGCAUGUAUACGUAAGAAGCAUUUUGUCCCCUAAGCUAAG
Molecule: messenger RNA, 2263 nt
Organism: Bacillus rossius redtenbacheri
Lineage: Eukaryota; Metazoa; Arthropoda; Insecta; Phasmatodea; Bacillidae
Gene: slf
Exons: 4
Coding region: 91-795 (234 amino acids)
Source: RefSeq, a predicted model, not a curated record